GGUGCGGACAAUCAGCCAAGUGUGACAAGGAGAAGGGUGGAAUACAGACUACUUUAUACCAUCGUCUAUAUUGUUAAUACCUUCAGUACAGUACCUUCGCGCUGACUAGGAAUACUCGGUUGUCCUUUAACUCUGAGGUGAAACGGACAGACGCCUAACAAGAUGAAGGCCCUGCUGCUGGCCUCGGCGGUGGUGUUCGUUGUUGAGGCUCGAUUGAUCGUCCAGAUCAGUCAGAUUGUUCAUGAAGAUUCAUGUGAUGAUUUCGACGUCCCGCGAAAAAGUGAGCUGGAAUUAGCCAAAGAGAAGCUUUCGACGCUCUUGGAAGAGCUGGAAAAUCUGAGGCAGCAAAAUCAGACGUUGCAGAGCGUGGUGGAUGCGUUGCAGAUUGCACAAGAUGCCUACGAUGAUUUGCUGAGUUUGUUGAACGAAUUGCAAGCCGAGGGGGGGAGGAGGAGGAGGAGGAGGAAGCGCGCGGAUGUCAAACGGGGUGUGUGGUUCCCGUAGACUUUUGUGCGGUUUGCCAUU
This is a messenger RNA of Penaeus monodon (black tiger shrimp), 525 nucleotides long. RefSeq lists its product as uncharacterized. The record is from RefSeq and is a predicted model, not a curated record. Lineage: Eukaryota; Metazoa; Arthropoda; Malacostraca; Decapoda; Penaeidae. The coding region runs from base 163 to 504 and encodes 113 amino acids. The transcript has 5 exons.